Molecule: messenger RNA, 4385 nt
Organism: Phaeodactylum tricornutum CCAP 1055/1
Lineage: Eukaryota; Bacillariophyta; Bacillariophyceae; Surirellales; Neidiaceae
Exons: 1
Coding region: 1-4323 (1440 amino acids)
Biological process (GO): mRNA processing; mRNA export from nucleus
Cellular component (GO): THO complex part of transcription export complex
Molecular function (GO): mRNA binding
Source: RefSeq, a predicted model, not a curated record
AUGACAUUCCCCGACCUGGCGACCGUCACUGAAGUCUUGCGGCAGGAAAUACCGGAUCCAUCGGUGCUUCGCCUUUACCUGUGUCAGAUCGGAAGAGCUGCUUUGGGAGACGGUGACAACGGAGACACUACUGCCUCGCAGGCUCGUACCGUAUGGACGAGUUUGGCCAUUACAGACCAGCAGGAGGAUCUCUCCUCUUUGCUCGUGGAUGUUUUGUGGUUGGUUACGAUGUCGUCGUCCGUGUCCAGUGACUCCGCACUCCCGCAACUGCUCGUGCGAGAUACCGUGCAGGCCUAUCCGUGGACUCGCACCGCUCUCGUACAAACACUCGACGCUCGACUCUUACAGGACGCGACACUCAUUCCGAAUCAGGCAGAUUUUCAAAAGAAACUCCGACAGUACAAUACCGCCACCUUUUAUCGCCAAAACAAGUGGAACUUGUUGCACGAAGAGUCGGAAGGAUACAGCAAGCUUCUCCAAUUCUUGCUUUCCGUAUCGAAUGAACACUUACACUUUGCAUCCUCGACGAACAUACCGUCUUCGUCCGACAAUAUCUCGCGUUUGGAAACUCUGAUCGGCACCUUCUCCUUGGAUCCCAAUCGAGUACUCGAUUUGCUGUUAAACGUGCUCGAGCUUGCCUUUGCCAAUCCAAAGGAAGCGCCGGGAUCACCCGGCACCGAAACCUCCACAUCCACGGCAAGUCGUAUGGUUGCGUUGCUGGUCGCUCUACCCUCGGACAACUUGCCAAAAUUGCUCGCCUUUGAAUUUCAAGGACGGCCACUACAACAGCAAACGCCACUGUUGAAGGUCAUGGCGUUUUUGGCCGCACAUGAUGCUUUGGACGUGGAAAAAAUGCUCUCGUUUUUGCCGUCGUCAUGGAUGGAUUCGGCGAACGAUUUGGAAGUCGCCUGGCGGAAACAGGAAACUUCACGGGUACGGGAUUUAGGCAAGGUGCGCUUGUCCUCACCGGCUCCGGUCGCCAACGGCACACACGAGCCCGGGUCGGAACAGCAGUCCGCAGUACAGCAACUACACACGACACUCGUCUCCUCGCCAGCGAUACAGUUUUUGCAAACCCUGUUUGUAACGCAGCCGUUACGUGCCUGGCCGUUGGCACGAAAGGUGGGUGUGGUAAACUGGUCGCAACUUUGCACACUCCUACCCGACACGAUUGGUGUGGCUUUGAUCGAUUGGACGCACCAAGAAAUUCAGCCCCUGCUGCAACGUCGAGUCGCUCCCGUGCCAUGGACGGAAUCGUGUCGCGAACAGAAGGGUGAUACUGCGUCGGACGAUGCCAUGGACAUAAACAAUGGCGACAAGCGAAAGGACAGAGACACAUUGUCCUUUUUGCUCCAUAUUGUGGUUGAACCACUGUCAUACGUCAAAAAUUCAGGAUGCAUCGUGCUGCGGCCUGUCUUUUUCAGUCAGCUGUGUCGCCUUUUGGCGGCUUACAACAACGACACAACCGAGGAGGAAGUGUCCGAGAAAGUACUUGCGUUCUAUAAAUCUUUUCUGCUUCCCACGCUUAGUUUGUUCCCGUCGAGUCCGUCCCGAUCUGCAGAAGUAUGGACUGUAAUGCAGCCCCUGUCCUAUCGCACUCGGUAUGCCUUGUACAAGUCGUGGCGGGGUACCGGGCUGGAGCGUGCUGGACUACACGAUAGCGCGAAACCACUUUGGCAAGUCAGUGGCGAGAUACAAGCCGGAAAGGAUGCACGUUACCAGCUUAAGCGUCUUUCUAAAGACACUAUUCGGGACGUUAGUCGGGGUGUCGCGAAAGUUUGUCAUCAUCAUCCUUUGGUUGUCUUUUCCACUAUUCUCAGUCAGAUUGAAUCCUACGACAACCUUGUGGAGGUCAUGGUGGAUGCAUUGCGGUUCGUGACACCGCUGUCGUUGGAUGUCCUGGGAUUUUGCAUUUUGAGCCGAUUAAGUGGAAGUGGUGACAACGGCUUUGUAAAUCGAUCUCGUCUAAAGGAAGACGGCGUCAAUGUAUCGCAAUGGUUGCAAUCGCUGGAAUCGUUUACGGGGUACUUUUAUAAACGUUUUCCUUCGAUGGAGCUACGCGGAAUACUAUGCUACCUGAUUGGACGUCUCAAGGAUGGUCACGUUAUGGAAUUGGGAAUGCUGCGGACGCUCUUGAAGACUGCAGGGGGUUGGGCGUUUGCGGACUACUCGCCGGCCGCAAAUUUGUCAAUGACACAAUUGGAGGGUCGAGCUGGAUCAACCGCACUACAACGCGAAACAAUGUCGUUUGGUGUCAUCGAAAGAUUUAAUCUGUCUGCUUCCAACGCGGUACGGAGAGUGUUACAAACUGAUGGAGCGGGAGUUUCACUGCUCAUUCUCCUGGCCCAAGUUCGACAUCAAAUCAUUUUUGAAGGGUCCUCUACGGAUCCACCAAAGCCAGUCAAGCUGAUUGGUAACUUGGUCGACACAUGUCAAUCUGUGAUGACGGUUCUUUUAAACUUUCUCAUUGCUGAUCCGGCGGGGAUGAAUGGACAGACCGCUUCUUCUAUUGUGAAGAUUGCAACUUUUAUGCCUUCGCUGGAGAAACUUUGCACUGAUUAUGGUAUGGAUGUUGCUUUCGCAUGGAUGCUUUGUCGCCCAUUUAUCAGAAAGGCUGCCAUAAAUAAAGAUUUGCCGAACGCUUUAUCAGCCUUUCGGAUAUCGUCAGAAUUACAAAUGAUCUACAAAGCGAGUUUGCCAUCAAUAACGUGGGAUUAUAUUUCGACAACACUCUUCGAGAUAUUUUAUACCAAGUCGUUGUACGACCUUUUCUGCCCUGAAGAAGUGUACGCCAGCGAGAUUGCUCGACUGGAAAAGGAAGGAGAACGAUUCGCGAUUCAAAAGGAUGCAUCACCUUCAACCUCGGUUCAGCCUGGGAAUGCACCUGUUGCGUCAAUUCAAGACGAAAUCAACCGCUGUGAGACAACAGUCGUCAAAUUGAAAGCUGACCUUGCAAAGCAGAAGCGGCAUGUAGCAGAAAGUCGCAAAACGAUACAGGAACUUGCUGCGGACCUUUUUGAAUCAAAAACAGCCAAUGAAGAAUCUGCAACAGCAUUUUUGACUCGUUGUGUAUUUCCACGCUGCAUGCAAGGACCAGAUGAUGCCCUGUAUUGCGCCCACUUCGUCAAGUUCCUUCACGAGAUAGAGACACCCGGUUUCGGUACCCUGUAUAUAUUCGACGUGACCGUCGUUUCGCUUUCACGAGCACUCUUUGGCAUGACUGAAGGGGAGGCCGCUAAUGUCUCGAUUCUACUGUGCGAGAUUUGGAAGGUUGCCAGUAAAUGGCGCUACGAGAAGGACAGCUUCGAUACAGAGAUCACGGGGAAGCCGUGUUCCAUGCUUCUCAACAAGAAACGAGGUUCGAUUCAACCAGUAUCUUAUGCAGAGUUUGAGGUGCUGUACAACAGAUGGCAUGCCGCCAUUGGAGCCGCCGCAAUAGGUUGUUUACAGUCUUCUGAAUACAUCCAUACGCGUAACUGUCUGAUCGUAUUGAAGCGCAUGGUAGAAGUCUAUCCAACACGACCAAGACUUGGAAAUGAACUUCUAGAAGCUCUCGUACCGUUACAGGACGAAGGCAAUAAAUUCGCUGACAUCCGAGCUUCUGCACAAGCGUUCAGUACCCAGCUUCUUCGGGCUAGGGAUGAUGGAGUCUGGAAAGAAGAGGAUCCCGCCAUUGUGAAGGCACGGCGAGCCACAGAGCAGGCUGCAGCUGUUGCCCGUCAAAAGAAAGUCGAGGAACAAAUGGCGGAGCUCAAGCGGGAUUCUGAAAAGAUAACAGAAGAGAUCGGGGAAUGGGACAAUAACCACCGCGGUGACCGAAGACGUCCGCUUCCUGCCGUCGGUACCAGAGAUUCAAGAGCUCCGUUACCUCGCGAAGUGGAAGAUGGACGCCGUGCAAGAGGUCAAGAGAAUGGAGAUCGCAGUCGUAGCCAGGAAGCCCGUCAUGCACCUACGGACGCAUCUAGAGGACGCCUUGAGGACCCUGGAGGGAGUUCUCGACGAGAACCUCAAAGAGAUGAUCGUUGGUCACGUGGGGCUCGGCAAGGCGAUAACUUUUCGACAUUGGCUACUUCUGGCCGCAGGGAAGAUCCUUCACGAGAAGAGGCACCGCGAGGAUUCGAAGGUCGAUUCCAGCGUCCUCGACAAGACCCACCCCAGCCAAUACCCCCUCGCACUGCCACGAAGCGAAGCCGUCCUUCUUCACCGUCCGAACCUGGCGAGAGCAGCGAGCCAUUGCUGCAGAGAUCAAAGCGGCCUCGUAUCGACGACAUCGACAAAGACGACGGCCGACACCCUGUUCGUAGACGUGGCGGCAGACGGUAGAAACAUUAUGAUUACGCUUUACGAGCAAAGUAGUAAGAUGUAACUUCUCUUGUUGCACAGCU